Brassica rapa (field mustard) is the source of this 1438-nucleotide messenger RNA. Its product is annotated as transcription factor MYB32. The record is from RefSeq and is a predicted model, not a curated record. NCBI's taxonomy places the organism in Eukaryota, Viridiplantae, Streptophyta, Magnoliopsida, Brassicales, Brassicaceae.
GUAACACCGUAAACAUUUUCUGAGUCAAAACACUAUAAUACGUAUGUGUGGUGGCAUGCAAGUUCUCAUAAACAAUAUACAAAACUCUAGGAAUAAAAGGCAUGUUGCCAUUCAGACUCGAACGUGUCUAUACGUUAUAUAAUAUGGUUUCACACACCUACUCGGCUAAGUACAGUUGGACUCGAUUUGAAAACGCUUUAUCGCGUAUUCUCAUUGAGAUUUUGAAGCAGAAUCGUCUGAAUAUUGGCAGUUUAAUAGUUUCGAUCCAAAUAAAUAAAUAAAAAACAAAUAAUACUACAAAUUUAACUUUUAUUUAAAUUGAUCAUAAACGGAGCCCACUAGCCACUACUUCAAACGUGUCUUACCAACUCUCUUCUAGAAACAUUUUAGGCUUUGCUCACCUUCCUCCAACCUCUCUCUAUCUCUCUUGAACAUCAUCUCUCCAUAUAACCCUAGCUAGUUUCAUCAUCACAAGAACCAGAAGAAGAAGAAGAAGAUGGGGAGGUCUCCUUGCUGCGAGAAGGACCACACGAACAAAGGAGCUUGGACUAAAGAAGAAGACGAUAAGCUCGUCUCUUACAUCAAAUCUCACGGCGAAGGCUGUUGGCGCUCUCUUCCAAGAUCCGCCGGUCUUCUCCGCUGCGGCAAAAGCUGCCGUCUUCGGUGGAUUAACUAUCUCCGUCCUGAUCUCAAGAGGGGUAACUUCACCCUCGAAGAAGAUGAUCUCAUCAUCAAACUCCAUAGCCUCCUUGGAAACAAAUGGUCUCUUAUCGCGACGAGAUUACCGGGAAGAACAGAUAACGAGAUCAAGAACUACUGGAAUACACACGUAAAGAGGAAGCUUUUGAGAGGAGGGAUUGAUCCCAUGACUCAUAGGCCGAUCAACGAAGCCAAAGCUCCUCGUGAUUCGUCUGAGAGUAGAGAGACAGAGGACUCGCUUGUGAAGUUUCUAUCUUUCAGUCGUCAACUGGAGAAAAAGAAAAGUUUUGGGGAUGAGAAAAAUGAUCAGAAAGGACUGAUAUGCAAAAAAGAGAGAGUUGAGUAUUCUCUUGUUGAAGAAAAGUGCUUAGAUUUGAAUCUUGAGCUUAGAAUCAGCCCACCAUGGCAAGACCAACAGCACCAUGAUGAGACCAAACUUUGGUUUGGGAGAGAGAAGUACAAGUGCACUGCAUGCCGUUUUGGGUUGGGAAACGGCAAGGAGUGUAGCUGCGAUAAUGUUAAAUGUCAAGUCGAGGACAGUAGUAGCAGCAGCAGCUAUUCUUCAAGCGAUAUUAGUAGUAGCGUUAUUGGUUGUUAUGACUUCUUGGGUUUAAAGUUAAACACUAGCGUUUUGGAUUUUAGUACUUCGGGAAUGAACUGAAAAUGUAAUGAAAAAUAUCAAGACAUUUAUUGAAAGCUGUGAUAUUAACAAUUUGAACAUAUUGUUGUGUUUGUCUAA